This is a messenger RNA of Cyprinus carpio (common carp), 2718 nucleotides long. RefSeq lists its product as uncharacterized. The transcript is spliced from 2 exons. The coding region runs from base 263 to 913 and encodes 216 amino acids. Lineage: Eukaryota; Metazoa; Chordata; Actinopteri; Cypriniformes; Cyprinidae. The record is from RefSeq and is a predicted model, not a curated record.
ACAUGUCUAUGUUUCAUUGCGUUUUGAGUUUGGUCUUCCUUGCCUUGUGACCUAGUUUUCCAGAGUUGUCUGAUUAGUUAUCCUGUCCACCUGGUGUCUGUUAGUUCAUUAAGUUCCAUUGUUUACCUUGUGUAUUUAAGCCCUGUGUUAUCUCCUCCUCUUUGUCUGUCUUUGUGAGGUUGUUAUAAGUACUUCUUGAGUAUAUGUAAUUAAAGUUGUUCCUUGACGUAUUCCUCAUCAUGCAAGUUACUACUACCAUUACAUGACAGAAAGAAUGACCAAGACCGCGCAAAUACCUGCUGUACAGCUGCUUUGCCUGGAGCAGGGGCAGCAAUCCACAAGUGGAUUUCUCGAUCUGGCGUGUCUCAAAACCUUUUCAGAUUGUUCGCUGUGCACCUUCUUCCUGUCCAGCCUGAACAUAGAGACUAAGCUCCAUGGGGAAGAACUCACCAGCCCUUCUCCAACUCCAGCACCACCAGAGACCAACCAUCUAUACCUGACUGUGACCGACAUAGAGUUACCUGUGCCCACUGCAGACCGUGAAGACUGGCCUGCAGUGAUGGAUGAGCCCAAGCCUGUAAUAAGGGCAGGGUAUGACAUCACCCCGGAGCUUAAGCCACAAGCAUUGUCUGACCAGGUGCAUGAGCCGACAACAUCGUAUGUCGCAGAGGGUGUGUUAGUGAAGUUUGAUGGUUUGGAAGAUUGCCCCGCCCACACUCCCAUUGCCGUGUGGGAUUCUGAGAUAGUCUACAGAUUGUAUAGUGUCUUUGCUGGUUCCAUCCACCCCAGAAUCUCCUACGUCCCUGCUGGUUCCACCCAGCUCCUGUUCUCCUGUGUUCCCUCCCAGCCUUCUUCUCCCACCUCCUCAAUCAGCCAGUUCCACAAGCCCGUCUCCAUCUUGCACAUGCUAUGAGGACCUGCCCAGUUCAAGCCACUAGCUCUAUCUAGCACAGAGGAUCCCCUGGUUCCUUCCCUGUGUGCACUUUUGUCUCUGUCUGGCUCCACAUUUGUCCUCAUUCCCACUGGUUCAGCCUCUAUCCUCUGGUUCCCAGGUUCCACCUUGGACGCUCGUCGCCGCAGCUCCACCAUGGUCUCCAGGACCAUCAACAUUGCGUGGGCUCAUCAGCUCCACCUGGAUGUCCAUCAUUGGUGUCUGCAUCUUCAUUGGUCUUCCCCAGGGUGUCAUCUCCAAUCAAGUCGUCUCCACCAUGGCUCCUCACACCUUCGACUCUGCCCUGGGCCUUCUUCCUGGUUGGUCUCUGGACCAACACCUGGCUCCUCCUGCUCCUUGUUCCCCACUGGCUCCUCCCACCAUCUGCUUCUCCUUGGACUGUAUUUUCUGCCCUGGAAUCUUUUUCCUUUUCCUUUACCCUGCGCCCUCCUCCAGAGCCCUCGAUCAUACAAAAGGAAGCAUAGCUACAUAUUAGUUUUAGAGGGGGUUUUGGACAUUUUGACCAGCUUGGCUAGACUGUGAGACUAGAUAAAGCCAGUUUUUUUUUCUUAGACUACCAAAAAAAAAAAAAAAAAAAAAAAAAAACUAUUUAUUUUGGUAUUAAUUCAGGAAAGAAAAUGAUUACCCCGGACAUAAAAUUGCAAUGAAGGAUGUGUUUGAAAUCACCCCAUGCCCGAUCUGACCCCAAAUAACUUUGUAGAUUUGUUUCAGCUGCGCUGUCAGUCCAAACUAUUGUGUUACUGAAUGCAUGCCAUCAAGAGCUGUAAUGUAAUUCAGAAUGGGAAUCAUCAUUCAAAACGACCCUGUGGCCAUCGAUAAAAAGGCCUGAUAAGUCACGCUUCCUGUGUAUUCCCUGCCCAAAUCUGCUCUUCCUGAAGCGAGUUCAGCUAAUGCUGAAAAUCACUCUGUGAUCUGUACGACACUUUAAAAUGCACUAGAGCAGCUCUUCUCUCAACAUCAUUAAUAUUCUUUAUUGCAUUGCACAGUUUAUAAUCUCUGUUGAUCAGGAGAUCUCAUCUUAAUCAUAUAAACCCUUUAGUGGAUGGGGAAUAUUAUGUAUUAAUGAGCUAUCAAGAUCCACAAAGCCCAUGCAACCUGAAUAUCAAUACCCCUUGAAUACUGCAUCAGAAAAUAAUUGAUUUACCCACGUUCAGCACAAGAAGAGUCAACACAGUGUGGAGUGCAUCUUUAUUUCACGGUGCAGAGGUUGUAGUUAACCGGAGCAUGGACAGUUAAAUGCCUCUGUCUAUGAGUCAUUAGUGGCUGCAGAGUGACUCCAAGUAGACGAGUCCCCAAAGAGCUCGGCCCAGGAGACGCUGAGACAUCACAGAGCUGGAGGUCGGCAUGGUAAUGCUUAGCCUUGAACUCUGAGAGAGGUCCAAGAGAAGUGGUUACUUUCUUUGAAUUAAAAAAAGCCUUUAGAGACUGGCUGCAAGUCUGAGACCAUAUUUGCCCACAUACAGUACUUGUUGAAGUUUGAGUAUACUAUUAACUUAACAGGGAUUAUGGGCUAGAGACCUGUUGCAAUAUUAAUGUUUUUUUUUUUCCUCUACCCAAACUGCAACUGAGAGCAUGCUAUUAAACAUCAAGACUGCGUAUAUUUGAUGGAAAAUACAGAAAAAAAAACAGUAAUAUUUUGAAAUAUUACUACAAUUUAAAACAGCUUUUUUAUAUUAGUAUAUUUUUAAAUGGAGUUUAAUGCUGUGACAGUACAGCAGCCAUUAUCCCAGUCUUCAGGGUCACAUGAUCCUUCAAAAAUAAUUCUA